Messenger RNA from Brienomyrus brachyistius, 3042 nucleotides. Its product is annotated as ataxin-7-like protein 3. The transcript is spliced from 14 exons. The coding region runs from base 594 to 1694 and encodes 366 amino acids. Gene Ontology annotation, molecular function: transcription coactivator activity. Gene Ontology annotation, cellular component: SAGA complex; DUBm complex. The record is from RefSeq and is a predicted model, not a curated record. Gene Ontology annotation, biological process: positive regulation of DNA-templated transcription; regulation of transcription by RNA polymerase II. NCBI's taxonomy places the organism in Eukaryota, Metazoa, Chordata, Actinopteri, Osteoglossiformes, Mormyridae.
AACGUCAAUCAAAUAAUGUCGGCCUGAAACAAUAAGUCGAUGAUAAAAAUGGUUGCCUUUAAAUUUUCCUUUCCCUGUUAUUAUAGGGAUGUUAUAUAAAGCGGUUACUUUUGCAAAACUUCGCUGUAAUGAGUCAUUUUCAAGCAUUUGCGGCUCACUCGACGAUUAGCUCGCCAUGCGCACGCGAACAUGCUCCGGCGUUGGCGAUUGAUUAGUUUUGCCUGUAAAUGCAGGAGCAAAAAAAAAAUGGUAGCUGAUACUUAAAUCGUGUUUCCUGUUGAGCAAUUGACAGGAUAACUGAGAGACGUGAUGGUGAAGGCGAGGGGCUUCGCUCCAUGCCAUGUGUGAUGUUUGGCCAGGGGCUCGCAGACAGCCGCGGCUGCGGGCGCCGCUAGACGGAGCAGCAGGUCUGCUCUGUGACGGUCCGGCCGGCCCCGUCUGCUCUGGGACGUUAUCGAGAACUGUAACCUGUAAAUAUUCUGAUUUGUUGUUGCUGCUGCUCGGUAACAACAGCUUGACACGGGGCUGUACACUAAUUGCAGGUUUGCUUCACGGCUGCUGUGCUACAGAAUGUAGGGAGGCGUCUUAUACCCAUGUUUUUGCAAAUGACAAUGGAGGAAAUGACCCAGUCAGACCUGGACAACACUAAGCUGGAGUCCGUAGCUCAUGACAUCCUGAUGGAUUUGGUAGAGGAUGCCUGCCUGGGUCUGUGUUUUGAGGUCCACCGUGCUGUCAAACAGGGAUAUUUCCUCCUGGAUGAAACUGAUGUGGAGAGCAUGAAAGACUUUGAAAUCGUGGACCAGCCCGGAGUCGACAUCUUCGGCCAAGUUUAUAACCAAUGGAAGAACAAGGAGUGUGUGUGUCCCAACUGUGAGCGCAGCAUUGCCGCUUCCCGCUUCGCCCCGCAUCUGGAGAAGUGCCUGGGCAUGGGUCGCAACAGCAGCCGCAUCGCCAGCCGCAGAAUAGCCAGUAGCAAUAAUGUGAACCGAUCAGAAAGUGACCAAGAGGACAACGAUGACCUGAAUGAUAAUGACUGGUCGUAUGGAUCUGAGAAAAAACCCAAGAAACGAAAAUCGGACAAGAACUCAAAUUCGCCUCGAAGAUCAAAAUCAUUGAAGCAUAAAAAUGGAGAACUUGGUAGCCAUUUCAGUGCUGAUCAGUACAGGUACCAUUGUAACUCUGGAAUAAAUUAUGAAACUUUGGGACCAGAUGAGCUGAGAUCACUCUUAAUGACGCAAUGUGGGGUGAUAUCCGAGCACACCAAGCGGAUGUGCACACGGUCUCUGAAGUGUCCCCAGCACACAGAUGAACAGAGGAGGGCUGUCCGGUUCUCCCUCUUGGGGCCAGCUGCGCUGGCACUGCCAGAUGGAGACGCGGUAGUAGAGAGCGACGGCUACGAAGCUAUCGACAGGCAGCAGGUGCCGAUUGGCCGGUUGCACUGGGGUGGGUCGUCAGACGUCUCCCCCUCUGACUCGCCCUCCUCUAAAGCUAGUGAGUUCUUUGGUACCAACAAUUCAGUCUCCAAAAAGCCCAAGAAAAAGAAGCCGUCUUUGAGCAUGAGCAGUGCUGGACAAGGCCGAGCCAUGGGGGGAGGGUUUGGAGCCUUGCAUGGAGGUCUGGGUCCCUCUAACCACAGGAAGAAAAACAAACAUCCCACAAUCCCAACAGCCAGCAUCUAUGACGACGUGAACUAGUGAGCACUGAUUUGGCGGUGAGAUGUACACCUGUAAAGAAACAUGCGAAUGCAAUCAUACUGUGCUGGAAGAUCAAAUGGCAACUGUUUUCACCUGGAUGUACCUGAUGCCUGACACGGCCCAGCACUGUCUGACCCCGUGCGUUGGGGAAACCCAAGUGAAGCGACGUGUCUGGUGUGCAUAGUGGGACCUAAACAGCUGCCCAUAUGCACCAUAUGCGGAUAUGAAAUGACCUAAACCAGUCUGCAGUUAUAUAAGUACUCGUACAGUGAGUCUGAACAUUCCUUAAAUGUUUCUGUUGCUUUGUUAUAUUUCACAAAUGUGUGAUUGUGAGUUAUUAGCUUUUUUUUUCUUUCUUUCUUCUCUGAUUUCUUUCCCAAGCAGUGAUUUUAAAACAAGGCAACAUUUCGUUCCUUGUUCCAUGCACUUUGUUUUUUCUGAAAUAGGUUCCUGCUCUUUGUAAUCAGGAUUGGACAAUUUCUGAACAAUGAAUGUGACAUAUAUAUGUGUGUGCUUAUGAUUACGCUGUAAACUGUUAAAUAACAUUGUCAUUCUUCUGACCAGUCAAAUCAAUUUCUUGGCUUAGUUUCUACAAAUUAACCCACAGUCAUGGAGGUGGUCUGUAUGUAUUGGUUAUGGGAAUCCCAAAGCCUCCUAUUUGUGGCAUGGCAUUUGGCUGGAUAUUUCAGACAGCCACGGUACAAAAGCCGCAAGGUGCAGCCCUGUGAGGCCUUUGUGUAAGACUGGGCUUCUUCAGGGGUGCCAGUCCAGGAGCAGAUAUGCCCGUGGGCAGCCUGUGUGGCACACUGCCAUAGCACUCAUUGCCAGUCUCUGGAAAGCUGCUAAUCAUGUGUGAUGGUAUAUGUAUGUACAGGAUUUGCACACAUGGCUGACUUUGCCUGUAUGCGGGCAUGAGCAAGUCAUUUUGUGAUUUUACAUAUAGCAUUGUGUGAGCGCAUAAUAUAUAUGACUCUGCCACUGUAUGUGUAUUUGACUUGGAAUAUGUGAUUAUAUUUUUGUAUAACUGGUAUGAAUUUGUGUGUGCUUGGAACUUCCCUGUAUCUUCAGACCUUUUUGUUGUAUAGCUACCUGUGUGGUGGGUAACAAAGCAGGCAGGUGGUACCAAAAAAAAGACUUGAAUCAUGGAUGGCUGCUUUCUGCGAAAUAAUGAAAAGAGCCACAGACUGCAUUACCUGGGCCUUAAUAUGACAUACUGCUUGUGAAUGAAGUGUCAGUAUUAAAACACUUGUAUGAACACCUGUGUGAAUUACUGGAAUUUUGAUGUUUAUUUGCCACCAAAUGAAAAUGAAUAGAUUCCAAAUAAAAAAUUUUAGUAGUGCUACCCACA